UCGUGCCAGACAUUGCUCUCAGAGCCCCGCUCUAGCGUUGUGCUAGCAGCCACCAGCAUUAAGAUUAUGCGCAUAUAAGCCAUGACGAAGCGGUUUAUCAACAGUUACGAAAGAACUUCCGCUCAGUGUGGUUGGGUCUAUAAAAUUUUUCGUGAGGGAUUACUGAGGAGUGCGCAUCCUCAAAACGCUUGGGAGUGAUGAACAGACCGGUGCAAGUGUUACUCCUGAUCGUGAGCUUCACACUCGAUCCUGCUGCGUCUGUUCCAGCGGAAGUUACUGAAGAUCAUAGUGCUCCGUGCUGGAUUCGGUUCGGUGAACAGGCCACCGGCGAAGGUGUCUACAACAGAACGUUCAACGAUGUGCCGUACUGUGCGUUCUUGGGGAUACGCUACGCCAAGCCUCCCGUAGGAGAGCUAAGGUUUGCCAACCCAGUCCGGCAAGAUCCCGAGGGCCAUCAAAACUACACAGCGUACGGGAGUGUUUGUCCACAGUUUAAAAACAUCAACAGACAGGAUGGCGUAGUGGGCAGUGAAGAUUGUCUCUAUUUGAACGUCUUUUCGCCGGUACAGGCGGUGAGCACUGAGCCUGACGCGCAUCCCGCUAAGUAUCCAGUGUUGGUGUUUGUACAUGGGGGAAGCUUUGUUGCUGGAUCGGGAGAAGUUCACGGAGUGGACCUACUGAUGGAAAAUGAGGUGAUCGUCAUCACCCUCAACUAUCGACUAGGUGUGUUUGGAUUCCUGAAGUACGAUCGGCAAAACAUUACCGGCAACUAUGGGUUGAAAGAUCAACUUGCUGCUCUACAGUGGGUUCGCCGUAAUGUGCACCACUUUGGUGGUGAUCCUGAUCGCGUAACGCUUAUGGGUCAUAGUGCCGGAGGUGCUUCAGUAACCCAUCAACUGUACCACGAACAGGCACGAGGUCUGUUCCACAGUUUGAUCGUGCUGAGCGGUUCCAUGCUGGCACCGUGGGCCAUUCUUUACGAUUACAGUCGAUGUCUGGAUAAUUACAUACACGACCUAGAUGCCACCACACUGGACGAGCUUCGUGAACUUGAGUUCCAAAGAUUCUUCAUCCCGGAUCGAAAACUUCGACACACAUUCGCCUUUUCCAGCAUGUUUUACGUGUGCUUCAUUCCAACUCUGGAUAAUGGUACCGCCGAAGAAGGUGCCUACUUUCCCAGCCCACCUCACGAGAUGGUACAACUGCAUCCCGCUCCACCUCAAAUGCCGAUACUUAUCAGUGAGACAACGACCGAGUUUGAGCUGCUUCUGCCACAUGUGUUCGAUUUUUGGAUGAGCACAAACUAUCUAAACAGGCAUGAUCCAAUGUUAAGAAGACAGAUUGGUGACAUCCUGGAUAACGUUGGCAAAUGGGCGGUGGCACAAGGGCUUGAACCGACGAAGCAACAGUUCUACCAGAAGAUGGCAAAUAUGGCGAAUAUUUUCUAUCCGAUUCGACGAUUGCUGAACGAGCUAGGAAGGCGGAUGGAUGCGGAUCAGCUGUACUAUUUGCGCUUUGAGUUUGAUGGGAAGUUUGGCGAGUACAAGAAAAAGAUUUACGCAAAGUACGUGGCGGCGGGCAGGUAUGGUGCGCUGCAUGGCGAUGAGUUGGGAUACAUAUUUAGUCCGUACAAUCUGCGGGAGGCGUUAGCAAACCGGACAGAGUAUCGGAAGGAGCUAUCAAUCCACAUAAGGACGGUGGAGUUGAUUGCCAACUUUGUGAAAUAUGGAAAUCCAACUCCAAAACGAAGCAAAUUGUCUGAUAUUGUCUGGACACCGUACAGAGAAGCGGAUAACCAUACCAAUUAUCUGAACUUAGACGAGGAGUUUACGAUGCGCCAAACCGAUGAGCAGCGUAAUCUCUACACCCUCAUCUGGCACAUUGUGUACGAAUGCUUAUACCACUCGCACUGUGAGACCGUCUCCAAGUUGGAACUCCUGGCGGAGCAAUACGGUGGGAUGAUAGUGGAGCGAAAUAAUGAUGACUACUUCGAGAGUCUGAAUGAAGACAUCAAAAAUAAUAUGACUUAGGUGGAAUAGGUGUCCUGUCAGCACUAUACUCAUUGCAAUUCAGUGGCAAGGAACGAGUUAAAGAUGAACUCCUCGCCCACAGACCUGUACAUCGUAAGCCGAUAAACAUUAUCUAUUUAUUACUUUAGAAAAUUGUAGCUCUUGUGUUUGGGCGACCAACUUCUUUGACUCGUUCCGUUCCCAAAGGGAACACGCUGAUAAGAGUGUAUUCUUCCUUCCAUUAUCAGCCCUAUCGCUGGAAAUACAUUUCUCCAUCAUCUUCUAGCACGGCCAUAGCCAAAAA
Messenger RNA from Anopheles stephensi (Asian malaria mosquito), 2313 nucleotides. Its product is annotated as para-nitrobenzyl esterase-like. The transcript is spliced from 4 exons. The record is from RefSeq and is a predicted model, not a curated record. NCBI's taxonomy places the organism in Eukaryota, Metazoa, Arthropoda, Insecta, Diptera, Culicidae. The coding region runs from base 198 to 2030 and encodes 610 amino acids.